Molecule: messenger RNA, 2940 nt
Organism: Ceratotherium simum simum (southern white rhinoceros)
Lineage: Eukaryota; Metazoa; Chordata; Mammalia; Perissodactyla; Rhinocerotidae
Gene: S1PR1
Product: sphingosine-1-phosphate receptor 1
Biological process (GO): G protein-coupled receptor signaling pathway
Cellular component (GO): membrane
Molecular function (GO): sphingosine-1-phosphate receptor activity
Source: RefSeq, a predicted model, not a curated record
GAUCCGGGGGCCCCCAGCCACUGGUGGAGGGCGUGGGGGGUUGAGGCGAAAACCCCUCCCCAUCUCUUUCUAAAGAAACCACCAGCCUCAGCGGGGCGCUCGGCUACUUCAGCUCGCAGGCCGGAGCUGUGCGGAGAGGGAGGGGACCCCGACUCGAGUAAGUUUAGAGCGCAACGUAGUCAGUCCGGGGCAGCAGCAAGAUGCCGAGCGCGCCGUGCAGACCUGGAGCUCUACGAAAGCAGCUUCGUCCUGCCUGAGCGAGGCUGCGGUUUCCGAGGCCCUCUCCAGCCAAGGAAAAGCGACACAAAAAGCUUGGAUCUCUCUCACUGAACCACCCCCGCAGCAAGUGAAGGCUCGCUCGGCCUCGCCCUCUAGCGUUCGUCUGGAGAAGCGCCAUCCUCGGGUUCCUGGGGACGCAGAGCGCACCAUGGGCUCCACCAGCAUCCCGCUGGUCAAGGCCCUACGCAGCUCUGUCUCCGACUACGUCAACUAUGACAUCAUCGUCCGGCAUUACAACUACACAGGAAAGCUGAAUACCAGCGCGGACAAGGAGAACGGCAUUAAACUGACCUCAGUGGUGUUCAUUCUCAUCUGCUGCUUUAUCAUCCUAGAGAACAUCUUUGUCUUGCUGACCAUUUGGAAAACCAAGAAGUUCCACCGACCCAUGUACUAUUUUAUUGGCAACUUGGCCCUCUCAGACCUGUUGGCAGGAGUGGCCUACACAGCCAACCUGCUCUUGUCUGGGGCCACCACCUACAAGCUCACCCCCGCGCAGUGGUUUCUGCGGGAAGGGAGUAUGUUUGUGGCUCUGUCUGCCUCCGUGUUCAGCCUCCUAGCCAUCGCCAUUGAGCGCUAUAUUACCAUGCUGAAGAUGAAACUCCAUAACGGGAGCAACAGCUUCCGCUCCUUCCUGCUGAUCAGCGCCUGUUGGGUCAUCUCGCUCAUCCUGGGUGGCCUGCCCAUCAUGGGCUGGAACUGCAUCAGCACUCUGUCCAGCUGCUCCACGGUGCUGCCGCUCUACCACAAGCACUAUAUCCUCUUCUGCACCACUGUCUUCACUCUGCUCCUGCUCUCCAUCGUCAUUCUAUACUGCAGGAUCUACUCCUUGGUCAGGACUCGCAGCCGCCGUCUGACUUUCCGCAAGAACAUUUCUAAGGCCAGCCGCAGCUCAGAGAAGUCGCUGGCGCUGCUCAAGACCGUGAUUAUCGUCCUGAGCGUCUUCAUCGCCUGCUGGGCGCCUCUCUUCAUCCUGCUCCUGCUGGACGUGGGCUGCAAGGUGAAGACCUGCGACAUCCUCUUCAGAGCAGAAUACUUUCUGGUGUUGGCGGUGCUCAACUCUGGCACCAACCCCAUCAUUUACACUCUGACCAACAAGGAGAUGCGCCGGGCCUUCAUCCGAAUCAUGUCUUGCUGCAAGUGUCCCAGCGGAGACUCCACUGGCAAAUUCAAGCGUCCUAUCAUCGCAGGCGUGGAAUUCAGCCGCAGUAAGUCGGACAACUCCUCCCACCCCCAGAAGGAUGAUGGAGACAACCCAGAAACCAUUAUGUCCUCUGGAAAUGUCAACUCUUCUUCCUAAAACUGAAAGCUGCCAACCCAUGGGCAGCAUUCUUGCAUGGUCACCCACCACCCCAGUGUUUGGAAAAAAAUCUCUGCGCCUCGACUGCUACCAGGGAGGAGCUGCUGCGAGCCAGAGGGAGGGAGGGGGAGAGUAAGAACGGCCUGGUCCGGCCGGGUGUUGGUGGGUAGAGUUAGUUCCUGUGAACAAUGCACUGGGAAGGGUGGAGAUCAGGUCCUCGCCUGGAAUCUAUUUCCUCCCCCCUGGAGCUUUGAUUUUGCACUGAGCCAAAGGUCUAGCAUUGUCAAGCUCCUGAAGGGUUCAUUUGGCCCCUCCUCAAAGACUAGUAUCCCCCGUGUGAAAGCCUCUCUCUCAGGAGCUUUGAGGAGAAGAUGUUUUCUUUGACUUUAGUUUCCAACCCAACUGAGUGUGUGCACUUCUGCUUCUCUAGGUAUGCUCUACAUAUCCCACCCUCCCUUCCCCUUCACUCCCCUCCUCAAAAUUCUUUUACUUUAUAUUUUAACUACCUGGCAUUCAUCAGAGCUGGGGGUGUGGCAUGGUCCAUUUCUUGAUCAUCUGUAGCAGCUAGGCUGGGUCCAGGGAGUAGACUGUGAGGAGAUGGAGAUGGUUUGGAGAUGUAAAGCAAUUUCAUUUGCUGAGGCCAAAGUUUCCACAUCAGCCGGAUCAGUGUCUUGGAAUUUGGUUGUAGUCACUUUGAUUUUUGUUUUUUUAUCUUUACAAUGAAAUGUUACAGUAUCAUAUCCAUUGUGGCUGAAAUAUGCAUAAGGAUUUGUCUAAAUGGUGUCAGCCAGGAUCCUCGGUGUCAUAGGAGAAACAAACAAGCAAAAGAAGGUGAAAACUGACUGGGGGGUGAAUUUGUAAACACAGAGAUAUUUCUAAACGAAUUUGUCUAACAAAUACAGCAUCUUUUUUUGGCACUUUUGUUGAUGUUUAUGUCAGAGUAUUGUGUGAAUCAUUUCAACCAACAGGAUGGUUAUAUUUUGUUGUGUUAAAAGUACUUUUCCUGAUUUUUGAAUGUAUUUGUUUCAGCAUUUUAUUGGAUUUUUCUAACCUGUGUUAACACCAUUGAAUGUGUAUUUCUUAAGAAAAUGCCACCCUCUUGUGCCCUUAAAGCAUUACUUUAACUGAUAGGGAACGUCAGAAGAUUUCAGUACAGCUGUUUAUCAGAUACUUAAUUGAAGAUGUGUAUAAAUGUUACAAAGAAUAAAAAUAUAUUGCUGUCUUUUUAGUAUGGUUUUCAGUGCAAUUAAACCAAGAAAUGUCUUUUUUUUAAAAAAUAGUAUUUAAUAGGUUUCUGACUUUUGUGGAUCAUUUUGCACAUAGCUUUAUCAACUUUUAAACAUUAAUAAACUGAUUUUUUUAAA